CAAAAUGGCGCCACGUUAAGUUGGUCAGAGACAACUUGAAAUCGGAGGGAGGUGAUUAGAAUUUCGGAAAUUUGUUAUUUCUACUGAAAUGAAAGUGACAUCUGAUGUUGAUGGUGGUUUUAGGAGAUAUCAACGCCUUUCCUACAACAUGUUCGGUUGUCAGAAACGCGAAAUUCGUCGAUUUUUGUUGAAAAACUACUGAUAGCGCGUCUUCAACAAACGGAGCUACUGCGAAUUUUACAACCGAAUGAACGGGUUCUUGAAACAUAGUCAAAACCUCUUUUGUGACGGAGUUUAGAAAAAAUAGUGUAUAUUAAAAAGCUAAAAUGGCCCAAUGGGAGAAGUUGAGGCAGCUUGACAACUUGUACCUGAAACAGGUGGAUGAGUUGUAUGAUAAGGAUGCCUUCCCCAUGGAUGUACGUCACUACCUGGCUUCGUGGAUAGAGGGCCAAGAUUGGGAGCGGGCAGGGCGAGAACAUGACUUUGCCAUGGUGCUAUUCCAGUCUUUAUUGGAGAACCUUGAUAUCCAGCAUAGCCGUUUUGUCCAGGAAGGAGAGUCCUUUCUGUUGCAGCACAACAUACGCCGCUUUAAACAAAACUUCCAGCAGUACCAGGAGAACCCUUACACUCUCGCCAACAUCAUCCUGUGGUUCCUGAGGAAAGAGAAAUCCAUUUUACAGAAUGCUGAGCUGGCUGAACAGGUCCAGCUACUGCAGGUCCAGCAGGACCCCAUGGAGACAGACAGCCAACGGAACCUUGAGCGUAGGAUGGCAGAGCUAAAGAAUAAAGUUCAGGGCAUGGACCACACAGUGAAAUGUUUGGAGGAACAGCAAGAUGAGUUUGAUUUUAAAUUCCAAACCCAUAACAUGGAAGGCACCACCAAUGAGGAGCACAAAACUCAACAGCUAAAGAUGCUGCAGACUCUUCUCAACAGACUGGACACCUCCAGAAAGAGCAUGCUGUCCGGCAUCGGAGCGCUGCUGGACAUGGCAGAGGAACUCCUGUGUGUGUUGGUGAGGGAGGAGCUGGUGCACUGGCAGAGGAGGCAGCAGAAGGCCUGCAUAGGAGCCCCAGACAACACCUGCCUAGACCAGCUGGAAAAAUGGUUCACGACAGAGGCAGAGUGUCUCUUCCAAGUGCGCAAGUUCCUGAAGAAGCUGGAGGAACUGAUGGGAAAGGUGUCCUAUGAGCGUGACCCUGUAAAGAGCCAGAAACCAGCACUGCUGAAGAGGGUGGACAGUCUCCUCACCAGCCUACUCAAAAGCGCGUUUGUGGUGGAGACUCAGCCCUCUAUGCCUCAAGGGAAAGGCCCCUUAGUCCUGCGUACCAACGUCCAGUUCUCUGUCAAGACUAGAUUCCUUGUCAAAUUUCCUGAGCUGAACCAUGCCAUGAAAGUCAAUGUGUCCAUUAACAGGGAGACUCCUCAGAUAAAAGGGUACAGGCUUUUCAAUGUUCUGGGUACCAAAACUAAGGCCCUGAACAUGGCUGAGAGUAUGAGUGGAGGCAUGGUGGCAGACUUCAGACAUCUGACACUGAAAGAGCAGAAGCACGGUGGAGGGGGCAAGAGUAUGCAUGAUCUCUCUCUCAGCGUCACAGAGGAACUUCACCUCAUCCAUUUUGACACAGAGUUUGUUCUGCAUGACAUGACUGUCUCUUUGGAGACAUCAUCCCUUCCUGUGGUCAUCAUCUCAAACUCCAGCCAGCAGCAGAGUGCCUGGGCCUCUGUCCUCUGGUUCAACAUGCUGUGCACUGAGUCCAGGCAGAACUUAAUUUUCUUCGCUAACUCUCCCGUGGCUACGUGGCCCCAGCUACGCGAAAUGUUGAGCUGGCAGUUUCUUUCCUCCACCAAGCGGGGUCUGGACACUAAACAGCUGGAAAUGAUUGCCUUCAAACUCUUUGGAUUGCAGCAAAAUUAUGAUGCCUGCACAGUCUCUUGGAGUAAGUUCAACAAGGAAAAUGUUCCUAAAACCCACUUCACUUUCUGGGUGUGGUUUGAUGGGAUCCUUGUAAUGGUGAAGGCUCACUUAGAGAACCUGUGGAGGGAUGGUUCUAUCAUGGGUUUUGUGAGUAAAGGCAAAGAGAAGGCCCUGCUGAAGAAGAAAAAGAGGGGCACUUUUCUGAUUCGCUUCAGUGAGAGCAUCAAAGAUGGAGGCAUCACCUUCUCCUGGGUGGAUUAUUCCCCCACUGGUGAGCCUGACAUUCGCACGGUGCAGCCCUUCACCAAGGUGGACCUUGCACAGAUCCCUUUCCAUGAGAUCAUAAGAAAUUUCCAGAUUCUGGAAGCGGGGAAUGUUCCGGAAAACCCUCUUCUCUUUCUCUACCCUGACACACCCAAGCAGGAGGCCUUUGGGAAGUAUUACUCAGAGAAGAGUGGAGUUGAUAGUCCAUAUUUUAAGUACAUCAAAACUAAGCUGAUCGUGGUCUCUAAGGAGAACAUACUAGAGGCUAAGUCACCUGUGUAUUCUGACGUUACGGAUGUUGAAGGCCUGGAGACAAUGAACCAUAUGGAGGUUCUGUCUGAAGAGGCCGCUGGUCUAAAAAGUGAGGAUCCUAUGUUUCAAGGACUUCUCCUGAGUCCUGACCCAGGCCCCAUGCUCUCUGGUGACAUCAGUCCGGAGGAACUGCAGGAGUUCCUUAACAACCCCAGUGUGUUUGACCUUGGUGAUAUACACUCUGACGACGACGCCUUCUCCGAGGCGGCUCUACCCAGUUUUUUCAGUACCGCACCGCAGCCCUGCGAAUGACUACUGAAAUGGCAUCCAUACACCAUGUCUAACCAUACGAUAUUCUACUUCCUGCUGUAGAAGCAGAUACCCAUACCAACUAAGAAGACAACCUCUGUUCAUAAUUUAUGAAACUGUUACCCCUACAAUUCUUAAGGCCCUUUUUCACUAGAAUAUAUUUUCAGAAAUAUAUAUGGAAAAAUAAGAAUAAUUGAUCCACUAAAUGAUUUUGUUUUGUACAUUUGCUGAAAAAACAUUGCUCAAGUCCAAGCAUGGUUGAUAAUGUGAAGAAAUAUUUGAAUAAUGAGUAGCCUGGGCAAGUGUAAAGAUUCUCUAAGCUUUUCGCCAGACCAAUGGCAAGAAUCGAUGUAGUGGUACUGGCAGAGAGAACAGCAACUUGAUGAGUAAAUGUGCACCCAACACACCACACCUGUAUAUGAGAAUAGUGAUCAUCAAUUUCGGUGAGCUGAUUUCCAUGGUUGUUAACCAAAAUGAGAGCUCAUCUCCCCAGGGGUUUUCUAUAGCAAAAUGAAGAAAUCUCCAAUGUCAUCUCCCAAUAACCUUUUAUGUAAACAUUUGAAAUCUGUGUAGAAAUGGGCUACAUUAAAACCUGGCUUAAUUAUAAGGGUGAUCAUCAGCUUACGUGCUGGGGUUUUCACACUCUAGUUUCUGGAGUUCACAGAGAAUUAUGCGAUUAUUGUCUGGGGCCCCUGGAUGAUAGAUACCAGAUGUUUGCUGUACGGUACCUCAUAUAGCGCAGUACCAUUCUCUGUGUUGUGAUCUUUGUUCAGAGUUAGUCAGCACUUAUGUGUUGUGUUAAGUUUCUCAAGCCCAUAAUCUUUCAUGAGGAGAUUCCAGGGGAGAAGGGUAGGUCUUGGGUCAAGCACAAAUUCUUACCCACAAUCCUCUAGCAUUAAAUGCUAUGUCAUGUAAAUUAUCAUUUGUAAUAAGGCAUGUUUUCUCUCUGGUUAACUGUCUCAUAGUGUAAAAGGCCCUUACUAGUACAACCUUCACCAGCCUUGAGCAUGCCUAUUUAACCGCCUAGUUAUUUGGUACAUUGUAGUCUUGGUUUUAACAACAUAUAGAAAUGUGCCAAAAAAGUUUUUUUGCACUAGUCUGACAUUACUUCUGAGAAGACAACAUAUGUGAAUUCAAAUUUUUAUUGAAUCCUUUGCACUAUGUCUUUUUGCUAGAUGCAGAAUGUUUUAUUUUUUAGCAAAAGCAAUGAAUAAGGGACAAAACAAGCAUCUGAACCCCAUAACUGGAGUGACCGGUGUCUAUAGUCUACCUUCCACAGAUUUCAAGAACAAGUGAGAUCCAAGUCUUUGAUUCCCAGGUUGUUUCAUUCAAGGCUAUCAGACUGUACCACAUGAAUCAUGCUUUUAUAAUUGUUUGGGAUUUAUGUUUUUUUUUUUUUAUAAAACUUACCUAAUGAUUAUGAAUUCAAUACAUUCAUUGAUUCAACUCAACAAAUCACAGCACAGAUUACGGGGUGCCUUUUUUGCUCUCUGCAUUUCUAUAUACCAUUGUUCAAAGUGAAACAUAACCACAUACAACCUGUUGUCAUUGUUGAUGUCUUUUGUCUGCAACAGGGAUGCUACGUAGCUGUCCAGGAUUCACAUAGCUCCUCUACGCAGAGUAGAGGAGCUAUUGAAAAACACCAUAUGUAUCAUCUCUCAAUUUAUGUAUAAAUCUGUAUCUUGAAGACAGUUAUCUAAUGAUAAAUGCGAUAAUAAAAUGUCUUUCCUGCUCUCGCC
Molecule: messenger RNA, 4480 nt
Organism: Esox lucius (northern pike)
Lineage: Eukaryota; Metazoa; Chordata; Actinopteri; Esociformes; Esocidae
Gene: stat2
Product: signal transducer and activator of transcription 2
Exons: 25
Coding region: 327-2744 (805 amino acids)
Biological process (GO): response to peptide hormone; defense response; cell surface receptor signaling pathway via JAK-STAT
Molecular function (GO): RNA polymerase II cis-regulatory region sequence-specific DNA binding; DNA-binding transcription factor activity, RNA polymerase II-specific
Source: RefSeq, a predicted model, not a curated record